AUGGCCGUGAUGAAUUUUGCCGUUUUGUUAAAAUUUGGUUAGCUUAGAACUUUGAGUACUAUAGGAAAAAAUAUCAUUUUUAAAGUAUCCUAAAAGUUUAUUUGUCUUCUGAACUUCUGAAAUAUAAUUCUAAAGUAGUGUAAUGAAAUAAAAUAAUAUAGGGUAUUCUCUAUUUACAGCUGUUUGAGUGUAAAUUCAGUGGCAGAUUUAUAUCCUUGUUAAAUGCACCACAUCAAAACUUAUUUGCUUUUUAUGUAAAAGAAAACAAAACAAUCUAUAUACAACUGUAGAAAAACAUCAUAUUUAAUUACGUGAUACACUUGUUCAUUCAUUUUUUCAAUUUACUUGUCAUGGAAGAAAAUGAUGCCGGUUUGAAUGAGUCUGAACUUGGAACCAAAGAAUAUUGGGUGGAACAUUACAAAACGGAAGUUGAAAACUUCAAGGAAUAUGGUGAUGUAGGAGAAAUUUGGUUUGGUAAUUCUACCCUCAGAGAUGUUAUAAAAUGGUUUCAGAGCAAUUCAAAAGUAAAUCAUGAUGAGCCGAUAAUUGAUUUGGGUUGUGGAAACGGAAUGACUCUCAUCAACCUGGCGAAACUGGGCUACACAAACUUGACGGGUGUCGACUACAGUCAAGAAGCAAUUGACUUGGCCUCAUCAAUUAUGGAUGGGCAUCAAUUGUCAGGAAUCAAGUACCAGGUUGCUGAUCUGAUUUCCGACAACGAUGUCACCACACUGGGAGUUUUCAAAGCGGUUUUCGACAAGGGCACCUACGAUGCUAUCAGCCUUUCGCCUAACGAUGCUCUAACCAAGAGGGACGCGUACAGAAACAACGUGUGCAAACUACUCAUGGAGUCCGGUUUAUUUGUUAUCACCUCUUGCAACUGGACUGAGAACGAGCUGAAGCACUUCUUCUCAAAUUUGUCAUUCGUUGCAACCAUUCCAAGUUCAAAGCAAUUCGAGUUUGGAGGAAAGGUUGGCAGCACUACCUCAACAUUGGUCCCGUCUAUAGACUGGUCGCACACUCCGGCAUCAGAUCCUUUGCAGGUGUGAGAAGUGCCUACAUAGAAGUGUGUGCCUUAGUAGCGUGCGCUGAUAGGACGAUCGAGUCCUGUGGACAUAGACCGUCGUUCGAGAACGUCUCCUCCCGUACACAGGUCAAGAACGUUAACAUCCACACGGAGUCCCUCAACAUUACCAC
Messenger RNA from Nilaparvata lugens (brown planthopper), 1197 nucleotides. RefSeq names its product EEF1A lysine methyltransferase 2. Bases 351 to 1049 code for a protein of 232 amino acids. The record is from RefSeq and is a predicted model, not a curated record. Gene Ontology annotation, biological process: peptidyl-lysine monomethylation; peptidyl-lysine dimethylation. The transcript is spliced from 7 exons. Lineage: Eukaryota; Metazoa; Arthropoda; Insecta; Hemiptera; Delphacidae. Gene Ontology annotation, molecular function: protein-lysine N-methyltransferase activity. Gene Ontology annotation, cellular component: cytoplasm.